Loa loa (African eye worm) is the source of this 243-nucleotide messenger RNA. RefSeq lists its product as hypothetical. The record is from RefSeq and is a predicted model, not a curated record. The transcript has a single exon. NCBI's taxonomy places the organism in Eukaryota, Metazoa, Nematoda, Chromadorea, Rhabditida, Onchocercidae. The coding region runs from base 1 to 243 and encodes 80 amino acids.
AUGGGUCUGCAAACUUUACCAGCCGACAACAACCAGAGUAAGGAUAUCAGGAAUAUUGUAAGGGUAUCAAGAAUACAACAGUGUUAUGAUAACACCAUCGAAAAUACAGCGGUGAUGACGACGAUUACGACGGGAGUGGGCGAUAGCAGUCCAAUGACUGGAUUUAGCAGCAGCGACAGCAGUUUAAUGACUGGAUCGAUGAUCGGUCGUUUCAAAAAGAAAACUCACCACUUACCUGCAUAA